AAGUGAAACCAGUCAAACGUCAAAACUUGAAAACUGCACAAUUUAAUGUUUGGCAUUGAACAUUAAAGUAAUAUUGAUUUAAUUAUUUAUUUUUGUAAUACGUAAUACCUAGUUAUACAUUUGAUUUUAACUAAAAAUCUGAACAACAUGGACAACUUAAGGCUCUAUUUAGCUACCUACAAUGUAGGUACUAGUUCCCCAGAUCAAGAUUUAAGGGAGUUAUUAUCCAUAACUGACAGGAAAAGUGAGACACGUCCCGAUUUUUUUGCACUAUCCUUUCAAGAGGUGAAGGCACAACCACAGAAUAUGCUAAUGGAUACAUUAUUUGAUGAUCCAUGGACUUUUGCUAUUAAAGAACUCCUCCAGAGAGAUUACAUUAAACUAAAAUCUCUCCGAUUGCAAGGGCUUCUAUUAAUAGUAUUUUCCCUAAGGAAGCAUCUUUUGAAUAUAAGAGAAAUUGAUUCUGAGUAUACAAGAACUGGUUUAGGAGGAAUGUGGGGUAACAAAGGAGCGGUGUCGAUUAGACUAAGUAUUUAUGGGUGUUCACUUUGUUUUGUAAAUGCUCAUCUUAGUGCUCACGAUAACCACUUAGAUGAUCGAGUAGAAGAUUACAACAGUAUUAUUCAUGAUCAAGAAUUCCAUGUACCUGAAACUACAAAAAUAUUUUAUCAUGAUUACGUAUUUUGGAUGGGAGACCUUAAUUUCCGGCUUAAGGAGGAAUUCGACAAGACUCCCGAAGAAAUUGAAAGACUAGUGGUGAAAAAAGAAAUGAAAGCUUUGUUCGAACAUGACCAAUUGCGGUACGUGAUGAGAAAGGGUGAAGCAUUCAGCGAAUUGACAGAGCAGGAUCCAACGUUUCCUCCUACGUUUAAGUUUACUGUAGGAACUCCUUGCUAUGACUACAAGAGACGUCCAGCUUGGUGCGACAGAAUACUGUAUAAAGUUAACUCCAACAACUAUGAAAACGUAACACUGAAAGUAGAUCAGCUUUCGUACAAGUCGCAUCCAAACUAUGUCCUUAGUGAUCAUAAACCAGUUACUGCUGAAUUUUUUAUAAAGAUACCCAUGCCAUAUUUACCACCUCCAAGGGUUCAAAGAGAUUCAAAACCAUCUGUUGACCAGGUAUUUUCAGAUUAUGCUGAGUCUGUGAUUGAAUUUGACAAGGUUAUUAGUUGGGACGUAGAAGGAGAAAAUAAAGCAUACUACAAACUCACCAAGGACAUUAAGGAAAGUGACGAAGAUUGGAUUGGACUUUUUAAGGAGGAUUUCUGUGCCUUAGAUGACUACGUAACCUACGAAUACGUUAGCAAAUGCGCAACUCCAACUGACGAGAGCAGCAGUAGCAGUAGAUCCCAUGAAACCAAAAAAUACGAAGUGACAUUCCCGGAUCUACCGAACAAGUUUAAAGGCAACUAUUGCUUAGUAUACUUUAGCCAAACUGAAGAUAAAGUAACCAGUGUUCUGGGCGUUAGCAAUAUAUUCCCAAUCGUUAAAGCAGACAGCGAUUAAUUAAGCUUUAUACUUAAUGUAGAUUUGAGCUGCUAGAGAAAGUGAUAUUUAUAUAGAUUACUAGGUCGACUUUAUUGUAUCAACAUGAAUAACACUUGGACUUACGACAAGAAAAAAUAGUGUCGUUUUUCCAUUAGUUGUAGUCUAUAUGCUAUUUAUUUAUGCAAGUAAACAGAUUUAACAUCAAUAUUUUAAUUUUUAACAUUCUGGCAAUAUUUCCAGUAACUCAUUAUUUUUCACUAACAGGACAAAAUUAUGUAAAAAGAAUGUUACCAACUGUCUCAGAAUACUUGUUGCCAACGGUCUAUCAACCAGAGAUGACAGCAUUGACGAAAAUGUGAUAUGUUUGACCGUUCAAGUAAAAUUCAAUUUGCAUAUCCGGAUUAUUCUUGAUGUUCUGACAUCCUGCACAUAUAAACCUCAAUCAGAUUUAAAUGAUACUGCAUGUGGCAUUAAAGAAACUACUUUUUAAAACCAACUCAUAUUUUUGUCUUAAUAUUUGGACACAUUUUUAUCCAUUUAUAUCAAUUAACUUUUAUAUCGAAUAUUGAGAAUAUUAUUCACUUUUAUUCUUAUCAUUGCGGAUUCUGUGGUAUACGGUACAUAAUAGAUAAAACAAAAAAAAAAACGAUGUUUUAAUGUAUAUCUUAACUUUCGCUUUGAGUUACAUAUUUUUUUAUAGAAAACUCCAAAUCGGUCUACCACUUGAAUAUUUUUCAAUUUUCUAGCUUGUUUAGCAAAGGUCUAAUGUUUAGCAGAAGUUCAGAUUAAAUGGACACUGGUUAAAGUCACAUCGGUUUGGAGAUAUUCUUUCUUUAAGUAUACCGUGCCCAAAUUUUAGGCGUGGGUAGCUUCUAUGACAAUUUACCGAUAUCUCGAUGUUGCGCGGCAUAUUAUAUUCAUCUGCUGAUAAUCCAGUCCGUUGGCGAAGGUUUCGGAGCCAUAAAUAUUUCUUCCUACCAAUUCCUCUUUUUCCGUCGAUUUUUCCGUUGAGUAUUACCUGCAUAUGCAGUAUCCUGUAUCUGCUACCUCUCAUUAUUUGCCUCAGAUACAGUUGAGUCCGCGAAUCUUUACCCGUGCCUUAUCAUUUAAAGCAUACGAAGAUGAUAAGUCGGAAAUUAAAAUUUACUAAACGCAACAGCAAGUGACAGUAAGCGACUUGCUGUUGCAUUUAGUAAAUUUCAAUUUCCGACUUAUCAUCGACUUAUUUCGUAUGCUUUAAAUGAUGAAGCACGAGUAAAGAUUCGCGGACUCAACUGUAUUCAAGGUUUCUCUUUUUUAUCAUCUUUAUUAAGUCACGUUCGCCUUGACCUACUCUGUUUAAGACUUAUCUGUUUGAAAUGCGAUGAACCCAUGAUAUUCUGAGCAUUCUACGAUACGACCACAUCUCGAAGGCUUAUAAUUUGUUCAUUAUGUUAACCUUCAUGAUCCAAGUUUCACAUCCAUAUAGUAAUACAUGAUACACAUAACAUUUUAGGAACUCGAUUCUUAGUUGUAAGUUCAGCUGAGAAUUGGUCAGAAUAGAUCCAAGUUUCAUAGAUGUUUCUCUUUCAAUUUCUAUACGAGUUUUAAUUUCUUCAUCUGGAUUUAGUGUUUCGUUUAUUCCACAUCCUAGGUAUUUAAAAUGGUUAACUCUUGUUAUCGGUUCAUUACUGACAAUUAGUUGCAUCGACGUCUUGUUUCUUAACCACAAUUUGGUUUGGAGUGACUUGGAGGUAUUACCCAUGGUAUGGAGCAAAAUCAUCCAUACGUGAUUUGAUUACGAUAAUCACGAUAUCUCGUUGAUAAAUAACCAUAAAUAACUUUAAGGACUUUGGAAACACGUUAUGAAUAAAAGAUAUGUAGCUCUACGACAUUGUGCUGGCUGAGAAUACACGUACAAGUAUUCAUCAAUGAUAUUAAAAAUAAAGAUUAUUUUGUAACAAUUGCAAAAUAAUUAUUUUACAAAUAAAAAAAGUUGGCUAGGAAUCGGUUAAAUGUCGAAACAAAUUGGACAAACUUCUGUCAUAGUAUGAACGUCUUUUACCGAAUAGAGCAUAUUUAAACUUCCAUCCAGUGUACCAGUCUUUUUACACUUUGAUUGCAUAAUACUUGGUACAAGUCGAUUUUUUCAGGGACUACAUACUUCACGGCAUUAUUUGUCAUACUUAUCCGAUGAAGACCGUUAUUUUUUAAGGCCUCAUAAGAUUCUGGUGUGAGAUUGGUAUAAUAAAAAGUAAUUUUCGUUAUAAAUUAAGUAGUAAAAAGUACAAUCUCAGUAGUUCGAUAUUUUAUUGUUCAUAAUCUAAACCGAUAUAGCAGUAACUUAAAGGUCAUUAAAUUAUGUAAUGACUAAAUGGGUAUAUUCAAAUUGAUACAAUAAAUUUUGAUUCAAUUUAUAAUAUAACUUUUGUUUUGUACCGUAUUACAAGGGGUGGCAAUAGAAUAAUGAGACUAAGGGCGUAAAAGGUUUUAUUUAAAAUUGUUAUGCUCUUAUAAAAAUAUAAUACGUUGUUACUUUUUUAAACGAUGGAAACCGUUAGCGAUUUUCUGCUUGUCGGUUGUGGUUUUUUUCUCCCGUUGAUUUUAAUACAGAUGUAACUUCAGGCAAUAUAUACUGAUAACAUAGAGUCAACUAACACUUUUGUUUAAUUACAAAGUUUGGACUUUGAUUUGUUCGUUAGAUCCUCGAAGCUAGGAAUAAAUAAUAAAUUUAUAAAUCAAAACAAUUAAUUUUAUUCACGUCGCACAGUGGUUCCACAUGCUGAAAACGUGGUCAUUAGGUAAAAUAAAAA
Diabrotica virgifera virgifera (western corn rootworm) is the source of this 4283-nucleotide messenger RNA. RefSeq names its product phosphatidylinositol 4,5-bisphosphate 5-phosphatase A-like. Lineage: Eukaryota; Metazoa; Arthropoda; Insecta; Coleoptera; Chrysomelidae. Gene Ontology annotation, biological process: phosphatidylinositol dephosphorylation. The coding region runs from base 148 to 1509 and encodes 453 amino acids. Gene Ontology annotation, molecular function: phosphatidylinositol-4,5-bisphosphate 5-phosphatase activity. The transcript has 7 exons. The record is from RefSeq and is a predicted model, not a curated record. Gene Ontology annotation, cellular component: plasma membrane; ruffle; cytoplasm.